AUGUUCGAACAGGAAAGGAGAAACAGCGAUGCUCUAGGCGAUGUCGAGGAAGUUGAAAUGGAUCGGCGGUCCUUCACCAAGGUUGCUUUCAAUGUUGAUCCCGAUUGGCGAGAAGCCAUUCUCGAGUACGGCGCUGAUGGGCAGAGGACUCGAUCCGCUGUAGCGCAAGCCAACAUUGAUUACAUUGUCGCCGUCGACCACCUUGACAAGGGUGUCGUUGAUUUUGAGAAGCAUGACGAGAAUGCCGAUAAGCGCUCCAGUGGCAGCCAGCUUGACGAUGAUGUCGAGGAACGCGAGGAUCUUGGAGCCGCCCGAGGCACGGGGUACGUCGCUAGCCAUGCUGUGCUCUUUGUUCGUCUUUCAAUGGAUCAGGCGAGGAGAGGCUUCUUCUUCGUAGAGAAUGGGCUCCGCGAAGGCGUUGAUGUGGGAUCGUCAGAUGCUUUUAGCAAUAGGGCUCGCGCCAGACUCCGCGUGAGCGAGAGCGGCGUCGGUCCCUAA
Verticillium dahliae VdLs.17 is the source of this 498-nucleotide messenger RNA. RefSeq lists its product as uncharacterized. Bases 1 to 498 code for a protein of 165 amino acids. Lineage: Eukaryota; Fungi; Ascomycota; Sordariomycetes; Glomerellales; Plectosphaerellaceae. The record is from RefSeq and is a predicted model, not a curated record. The transcript has 4 exons.